This is a messenger RNA of Tilletiopsis washingtonensis, 3642 nucleotides long. RefSeq lists its product as hypothetical. Gene Ontology annotation, molecular function: ATP hydrolysis activity; ATP binding; ABC-type transporter activity. The transcript has 4 exons. NCBI's taxonomy places the organism in Eukaryota, Fungi, Basidiomycota, Exobasidiomycetes, Entylomatales. The coding region runs from base 1 to 3537 and encodes 1178 amino acids. Gene Ontology annotation, biological process: transmembrane transport. The record is from RefSeq and is a predicted model, not a curated record. Gene Ontology annotation, cellular component: membrane.
AUGGCCGCCCAGGCCGUCCUCUUCGGCGCGCCGCCGUCGCCGCACACGCUCUGGGCACAGAUGCACGCCGGCGCCGCGGCGCCGUGGCAGCUGGCGGCGCUGCACCUGGCGCGCCUGCUGCCCGCGGCGCUCAUCCUGCUCCUCGUGCUCGCCUCGCUGCUGCGCCCCGUCCCCGUGCCCGUCAUCGUGCGCGUGCGCUCGCGCCGCCGCCUGCUCACGCACUUCCUGCUCCUCUCGCUCGCCGCCACGCACCUCGUCGCCGGCGUGCUCAUCGUGCUGCGCGCCGUGCUGCCGCCCAAGACCUGGACGCCGGCCCUGCCGCGCUGGGGCGGCGCCGACUCGGCGGCGCUGCUCGGCGUCAUCGCCUGGGCCGCCGUUGCGGCGGCGUGCCAGUGGGAGACGCGCGCUCGCGGCGCAUACGGGCGCGGCAAGGUGCUCGGUGCACUGGCAAUUGGUGUGCUCGGCGAUGGUGCACUGCUCGGCCUCUACGCCUCGUCGGCCGGGCCGGCGCGCCCGCCGACGAUGGGCCCGUGGACCCUGGCGCAGCUGGCGCUGCCGCUGCUGCGCCUCGCGCUCCUCUACCCGGCUGCGGCGCUGGCGUGCAUGGAUGCGCAGCGCUUUGUGCGCGCCAGCGAUCUGCACGCCAAUGCCGCCGCUCGGGCCGCCGAGGAGCAGCAGCCGUCCAGCAGUGCGGGCCGCUCGGCGCCUGCUGCCGCCGAGGGCAGCGCACUGCUCAACGCGACGUCGUCCAACGGCUACGGCGCGACGGGCACCAGCACGGCGUCCGGCUCUGCGACAGCGACGCCCAAGCCGGCACGUACGGCCGCGUCUGAGGCCGCUGCUGCCAAUGCCUCGAUGGGCCUCAGCGUCUCGGCACAGCCGCCGCCGCCGACGCUGCGUGUCUUCUUCGCACGGCUCAAGCUGCUCUUCCCGUACCUCUGGCCGCGCGCCUCCGUCACGCUGCAGCUACUUGCGCUCGCCUGCGCCGUGCUUCUCGUGCUCGGCCGCUUCGUGAACCUCUACGUGCCGCUCACGCUGGGCCGCGUCGUCGACGACCUCGCCUCGGGCAUGCCGCCGUGGUGGCACAUUGCGCUGUACGCGGCGCUCAAGGCGCUGCAGGGCUCCGGAGGCCUGCUCGGCGUGCUGCAGGGCUACGCAUGGAUCCCCGUCGAGCAGUACUCGGACCGCGAGAUCAGCAUUAUGUCGUUCGAGCGCCUGCUGGACCUCAGCAUGAGCUUCCACACGAAGCGCAAGACGGGCGAGGUGCUGCGCAUCCUCGACCGCGGCGCCGUCAUCUCGUCGUUCUUCCAGUACCUGCUCUUCCAGGUCGUGCCGAUCUUCGUCGACCUUAGCGUCGCCGUCAUCUUCCUGGGCAUGCGCUUCGGCCUGCUCGUCGGCAUUGUGCUUGGCCUCAUCAUGGUCGUCUACACGUGGGUCUCGGUCAAGAUGACGACGUGGCGCACGGCGCUGCGCCGCCAGGCCAACAAUCUCGACAGCAUCUCGCGCGCCAUCCACACCGACUGCCUGCUCAACUGGGAGGUCAUCAAGCACUUCAGCGCCGAGUCGUACGAGGUCGAGCGCUACCGCUCGAGCCUGCUCGCGUACCAGAAGGCGUCCUUCAAGGUCACGGCCAGCCUGUCGCUGCUCAACAUGGUGCAGAACCUCAUCGUCACCGUCGGCACGCUGCUCGCUUCCCUCAUGGUCGCCGCCGCCGUCGUGCGCGGCGACGCGACGUCGAGCGACUUUGUCGUCUUCCUCACGUACCUGGCGCAGGUCGUCGCGCCGCUCAACUGGCUCGGCACGCUGUACCGCGUCAUCCAGACGAACCUCAUCGACACUGACAAGCUCAUGCAGCUGCUGCAGGAGGAGUCAGACGUGCGCGACGUGGACGGUGCCAAGGACCUCGUCGUCACGGAAGGCGUCAUUGAGUUCCGCGACGUCGUCUUUGCCUACGGGCCCGGCCAGAACAACGCGCUCAACGGCGUCAGCUUCCGCAUCGACCCGCGCUCGUCGUGCGCGCUCGUCGGCGAGAGCGGUGCUGGCAAGAGCUCCAUCCUGCGCCUGCUGUACCGCUUCUACGACAUCCAGUCUGGCGCGAUCCUCAUCGACGGCCAGGACAUCAGCCAGGUGACGCAGGCCUCGCUGCGCCGCGCCAUCGGCGUCGUACCGCAGGAGCCGUCGCUCUUCAACAUGGACGUCAAGCACAACAUCCUCUACGGCGACGUCAAUGCGUCCGACGAGGCGGUCGAAGCCGCAGCACGCGCCGCGCAGAUCUGGGACCGCAUUCUCAGCUUUCCGGACGGCCUGGCGACGGUCGUAGGCGAGCGUGGCGUGCGUCUCUCGGGCGGUGAGAAGCAGCGCGUGGCCAUCGCGCGCACCUUCCUCAAGAACCCGAAGAUCCUGCUGCUCGACGAGGCCACAUCGGCGCUCGACUCGGCGACCGAGCACGCUCUGCAGACCGCGCUCUCUACGCUCAUGAACGGACGCUCUUCUCUGACCAUCGCGCACCGUCUCUCCACCAUUGUGGCCUCGGACAACAUCGUGGUGCUCGACGCCGGCCGCGUCGUUGAGUCGGGCAGCCACGCCGAGCUCGUUCAGCGCAACGGCCUGUAUGCGUCGAUGUGGCGCGCGCAAAUCAACGACGCCAAGGACGCAGAGGCGCUCGCGGAGCAGAAGGAGGCCGAGGCCGAGCCGGAGUCGAGCAAGAGCGCAGACGCGGACGAGCCGCUGGCAGAGGCUCCGGCAGUGGCGCCCAAGGGUUUCCUGGGGAUCGUGCCGCCGUCCAACCCUGCCGCUGGCCCGGUGCCAGACUCGCUGUCACCCACGUCGCCUGCGCAAGCGGCUCCAGAAGCCUCGUCAUCGAGGCUUCCGACCAUCGCUGCAUCGCCGGCUGCCUCGGACAACGCGCCCGAGGCAACCGCUGACGAUGAGACUGCGGCAGCGCCGAACGAGGCCAAGGAGGCUGCGCCGUACGCCGUGGACGCCGAGGCCAGCAAGCCUGAGGAGACUCCGGUGCUGGCGCCGGACGCUGUUCCGAGUCAGGCGACGCCGGUCAAGUUCCCGAAGCGCGACGAGAGCGUCCCGGCCGCUGAGCCGCCGGCGACCACGUCAAGCUUCUCCACCCGCUCCUCACCGACGAACACGCGCCUCGAGCGCGUCGAGUCGAGCGGCGACACAUCGCUUGCAGGUGGCGCAAGCGAGUCGCCCUCGCGGCUGCGCACGCGCAUUGCAUCGAUGCUGCGGCGCAGCUCGUCGAUGUCGUCGCCCUCUGCCGACGCGCCAGCCACCGGCAGCGCGUCGUCCUCGCCGCACGCCAGCCGUGCAGGCUCCGAGGCCCAGCAGCCGGGCAGCGCUGCCGCUGCCAACGCACUGUCCGCACGGCGGGAAGCGAGCAGUGCGACGCAGAGUAGCAGCGCCACUGCCAGCGGAUCGGCGUCGCCUGCCGCGGCCGCCGGUGCUUCAGCGGCUGCGGAAGGCGCAAACGGCCAGAGCUCCAAGAAAAAGAAGAACCGCAGGAAGAAGGCCGGCAAGAAGUGAGCUGACCGGCGAUCCACCACCCUCAUCUGCUCUUCAAGCGGCCCCUCGAGAUGCAGCCUGCACACGCGCAUUUACAAUAUGGAGAGGUUGAUUGCAUAAUGAGCC